AUGGAGUCAGGAAGAAGCGCCAGGAAGACCACGGUGUCGGCUACGGCGGAACCGCAACAGCCAGAGCACGAGGGCAACGCUGAAAAUGGCAGCGAAGCAUCGCAGGACCCUACUGCAGGCAUCAAGGAGCUGGACGGUUGGAAGGCGGAUAGGGCAGAUAUACCAGGCCCUUGGCGCAUUUUCUACCCGUUGUCACUCAAGGACACCGUCGGCCUUUAUCCGAACGUCAACAUCAGGCCGUCCGUGCUGUUCUGCGACAUCACCGGCGCCGUGACGGGUCCGGAGCACCCCGACUCGGGCAAAGGGUCGUUCUUACUGGACGCGGGCGACAGCGUAGAUAUCGACGACGGCGAAUCGUUCGUCCACAAUCGGAAGUUCGCCACGGUAUUGCUCAGCGGGAAGAACUUCUCCAACAUCAGGCUGGUGCUGCUUGGCAGGAUGUUCUACUCCAAGACGUACGUCCUCAACGAGCUCAAAGGCGUCGUGCGCAUGAGGUCGGCCAUGUUCGUCGGCCAAGCCUUUGUGGAGUCAUACGUAUGUGCCACCGCAAAACAACACAUGCCGUCGCAGAGGAACCCCUCGGUCACGGAAGCGCUGCACAGGAUCAAAAGAAGGAUCACUGUGGUAGGUGCAACUGCCGCACGACGCAUACGGUCGCAGCUGGACAGACAGGGCAACGAGGUGGACCCGCUCACGUGGGAGCUACAGCCGCUGAACGCCCCCGGGUCGCCGUUCAGGUGGAUGCACGGCACCGACAAGUGGAAACUGCUGGGGCCGUGCACGGCGUACAGGGUGCUGGGACCCGGCGUCCAUAUCCCUCACAAACCCAUGAUCUACGACAAGUACAGAAUGGCGGACCUGUACAACAUGGUUGACCCGCUCAAGCUCAACAAAACGCCGUAUACUGCGCUGGAAAAAAUAGAAGAGGAGACGCGAAGGGUGAUCGACGCGGUGUUCGAACCCACUGACAAGCCGAUGAACGAGUUCCGGGUCACGGAUCGGGACUACCUAAAUCAGCUCUAUGAAGAGGUCAGUGGCCAACACGCUCGAACGUCCUCACACUGCUCGUAG
Messenger RNA from Babesia bigemina, 1071 nucleotides. RefSeq lists its product as hypothetical. The record is from RefSeq and is a predicted model, not a curated record. Bases 1 to 1071 code for a protein of 356 amino acids. The transcript has 2 exons. Lineage: Eukaryota; Apicomplexa; Aconoidasida; Piroplasmida; Babesiidae.